AUGGCUGAAGAAAAGACUACCCCGGUGCCUGUGGCCCGGGUCGCCAGCGCCGAACCGCGUCCGUCACAUACCGGCAGCGCCAGGGUUCACCCAGAUGAGAAGGGCGCCAUGGGUGGCGAAUGGACUGAGCCUACCGUCGACACCAAGGUCCCUGAGACCGAUGAGGAAACUAAGGAGGAGGAUCUGUACCGUCCGCUUCUGAUGGACCCUAACAUUCCCCAUGAGGAGCACAUCUUGACCGUUCGUGCCAUUGUCGUUGGCUGUAUUCUCGGCUCCCUCGUCAACGCCUCCAACUUGUACCUUGGUCUAAAGACUGGUUUCACCUUUGUGGCCUCCAUGUUCGGUGCCAUUUUCGGUUACGGUAUCCUCAAGCUCCUCUCGCAGUCCGGCCUUCCUAUCAUCGGCAAAGCCUUCGGUCCUCAGGAGAACAGUAUCGUUCAGGCUGCUGCCACGGGUGCAGGUGGUAUUGCCGGUAUCUUCGUCGCCGGUAUUCCUGCCAUGUACCGUCUGGGAGUCAUGGACAGCACUCCAUCUGGCGACAUUGGCAAGAUCUUCACUCUGACCAUCUGCUGUUCCUUCUUCGGUCUGUUCUUCGUCACGCCUCUCCGCAAGUUCUUCAUCAUCCGGACCGCCAAGGAGCUCAAGCUCAUGUUCCCCACCAACACCGCCACGGCUCUGACCAUCCGCUCGAUGCAUGCCGGUGUCGCCGGUGCGCGUGAGGCCGUCAGCAAGCUCAAGGCUCUGGGUGCUGCAUUCGGUGCCUGCAUUGUCCACCGUGUGGCUUCGUAUUACGCCAUUGGCAUUCUGUACGACUGGCACGUCUUUACCUGGAUCCACAUCUGGAGCGGCCACACGUCGUGGGCCAUGAACAUUGAGUCGUGGGGUUGGUACUUUGAGUGGACGACCGCCUUCAUCGGCUCAGGUAUGCUCAUCGGUAUGAACUCAGCCUGUUCGAUGAUGGGUGGUGCUAUCUUGGCUUGGGGUCUGAUCGGCCCCGUACUCGUACAUUAUGGAGAGUGCGUCGGUAUCGACGUGAGCGACGAUAUGCCCGAGUGGAAAGGAACCUAUUCUUUCACAUCCUUGUCCAACCCCCGAAACCCCUCACCCAGAUAUUGGUUGCUUUGGCCAGGUGUCAUGAUCAUGGUGUGCUCCUCCAUGGCUGAGCUCAUCGUUCACUGGAAAAUCAUCUACCUCGGCUUUGGCGCUGGAUGGAAGUCGAUCUGUAUCUCCCUCCACACCCUCGCCAUGAAGCGUGGCAAGCGCAUCGAAUACUUCGCAAAGCGUGCUGAGGCAGAGGAGAAGAUUGACGAAAACACCGUCCAAGAUCCCGCUACACCCGACCAGCAGGUCGCUACCUGGAUCUGGGUUGUUGGCCUGUUCGCGUCCAUCAUCUUGGCCAUUAUUGUCAUGGCUUUGCAAUGGGAGGUGAACGUCGGCGUCACAAUCCUCGCCCUGGUUCUCUCUUUCUUGUUCUCCUUCCUCGCCAUUCAGAUCGGUGCCGUCACCGAUCAAACACCUCUUACCGCCGCCGCAAAGGCCGCUCAGCUCGUCAUCGGUGGUGCGACUACUGGUGCCGGAUACAGCGUUAAGCACGCGCAGCGUAUCAACCUCAUCACUGCCGGUCUUGCUGCCGGAGCCGCCGAUGUUGCUACCGCUCUGACGGCCGAUUUCCGCACUGGUUUCCUCCUGGGUACCCCGCCCAACAAGCAGUUCAUCGCGCAGGCUAUCGGCACAUUCUGCAGUGUCUGGCUUGCCCCUGGCCUGUUUGUUCUCUUCACAACCGCCUACCCGUGUAUCCUGGAUGCCGAGAUUGACCACUGCCCCUUCCUGGUGCCAUCCGUCAGUGCUUGGGCAGCUGUUGCCCGUGUGGUCACGGAGCCCAACGUCUCCAUCCCUCUCUCCUCCGGAAUCUUCGCCAUCGUUUUGGGCGUUGUCUCCAUCCUCCAGGUCAUCUUCCGUCACUACUACCUCGUCGGCCCCCGCGAGAAGUACCAGGAGUGGUUGCCGAACUGGGGAGCCAUCGCUCUGUCGUUCGUUAUUCCUGGUCCCGUCUUCGUCAACGCCGCCUUCUUGGGUGCCAUCAUUGCCUUCAUCUGGCGCCGCUACAAGCCCGAGAGCUUCGAUGUCUACGGUUAUGCCAUUGCCGCCGGUAUGAUUGCCGGCGAGGGUAUGGGUGGUGUCAUCGGCGCUGCUCUCCAGCUCGGUAACGUCUCUGGAGACAGAUACGGAACCAAGGGCCUUGCCUGCCCUAUGGACUCAUGCUAG
Molecule: messenger RNA, 2265 nt
Organism: Colletotrichum truncatum
Lineage: Eukaryota; Fungi; Ascomycota; Sordariomycetes; Glomerellales; Glomerellaceae
Product: oligopeptide transporter
Cellular component (GO): fungal-type vacuole membrane
Molecular function (GO): oligopeptide transmembrane transporter activity
Source: RefSeq, a predicted model, not a curated record